This is a messenger RNA of Phodopus roborovskii (desert hamster), 1597 nucleotides long. It is a transcript of the gene Spata6l, whose product is annotated as spermatogenesis associated 6 like. Gene Ontology annotation, molecular function: myosin light chain binding. The transcript is spliced from 13 exons. Gene Ontology annotation, biological process: spermatogenesis. The record is from RefSeq and is a predicted model, not a curated record. NCBI's taxonomy places the organism in Eukaryota, Metazoa, Chordata, Mammalia, Rodentia, Cricetidae. Bases 132 to 1340 code for a protein of 402 amino acids.
CAAAGGGGUGGGGGUGGGGGCAGGGAAACUUCUGGGAAAUACUUGCCUUGAUGUAAACUAAGAAAUAAUCGGUUCAAGGCUCAGUACAAAAGGAUCUUGUCUUUGCGGUGCUUUCGCCUACACAGGGAAGGAUGCCUCUGGAGGUGGUGGUGGAGCUCCAAAUCCGGGCGAUUUCUUGCCCGGGAGUGUUCCUGCCGGAAAAGGAAGGUGUGUACCUUGGAGUCUACCUCCUGAAUCAGUACCUGGAGACAGACUGCUUUCCCUCUGUGUUCCCUAUUGCGAUUCAACAGAGCAUGAGAUUUGAAAAGAUAUUUGAAAAUGCAAUAGAUCCUGGAGCUGUUGCAGAAAUUUUAGAAAGCUUCCUAACCAGGUUUGAAUUGAUACAGCUAGUGUCUCCAGCAUGGGAAGAGCUGGCCUACUACGAAGAAAACACACGCGAUUUUCUAUUCCCCGAGCCUAAACUGACAUCUUCACAUUUUGGCAUGUAUAGAGAGUUGCUCAUGAAGACAGCAAUAGGUUUCCCAGGCAUUGCUCCCAAACUAGAGUUUUCUACAAGGACAGCCAUCCGAGAAUGUAUGUUCCCGCAUAGAAACAGAUUUUUUGAAGACAAAUGUAAAUCACAAAGGCCUUUAUCGAAAUCACAUGGGCAAAGAGCUCCCACAAAUAACAGAAAAACAAAGCCGAAGGAGAAAAGUUCCGACCGACUUUCCAAAGGCACCCAGUCCCGGGUACCCACCCCAUCUUCCCCCAGACAUCUCUUCCUGCACCAGCCGACUCCGCUGAACCUUGGCAAAAGCUUCAGGCUCCCUGGAGAAAGAAAGCCUCCGUUUGUGGUUAGACAUGUGGACAGUGAGAACCCCUUUGGUGAAAACAAUUUGGAACAUCGUUUACAGAAGUCCAGGAGAAAAUCUAAGGCUUUAGACUUUGCUUUUCCAGUGAGAAGAGCAUCUUCUCUUGACAACCUUGCAGCAAACAUCAAGGUUACCAGAGAGCCAGAUGAACGUAUUCUUUUGGGAAGUCAGCCAUCGUCACCUUUAGAUUCAACGAAGUCUGGAAAACCAUCGCCAAGUCAUGAAGGGGAUGCCAAUUUCCACCCGGAAACUUCACCCCCCCACUCCCAGCAUUCCAGAUCUCCCAGCCCUCUGGAUCAGCCUCUUCAAGAAAGGUUCCAGCCUCGUUCUCAGUCCACAUGGAAGAAGAUCCAUGAGAGGGUAUGCAACCUCCUGACAUCCUACAGAGCCCACCCAAAGGAAGAUUUUAUCUCUGAAAUAAAUUAUAUCCGUUCAAGACCAAGCUACCCCCUGAAGAAACUCCCACGGCAUGGACAGAGAUAUUUUUAACUACUAUCUCAUAUGUGAUCUUCAAAUUUCACAAGGGAACAUGAAUGGAAAUUGAAGAAGGAUGAAGGGCUCAGUCAUCAAGACACUAACACAUCCUUGGAGAAAUGAAUGGCAUUCUCUGUUGUCUGGGUUGAGUUACUGGUGCCUAGCCCCCAUUAAAUCAAACCUUAUCCCCCAUUAAAUCAAGCUUUAUACUCAGUCUUUUGUGCCCAAGGUAAGACUUGUUGAUUAAAUUCUGUUUGGGGCUCUCAUUCACA